Molecule: messenger RNA, 2119 nt
Organism: Melanotaenia boesemani (Boeseman's rainbowfish)
Lineage: Eukaryota; Metazoa; Chordata; Actinopteri; Atheriniformes; Melanotaeniidae
Gene: chst10
Product: carbohydrate sulfotransferase 10
Exons: 6
Coding region: 152-1237 (361 amino acids)
Biological process (GO): carbohydrate biosynthetic process; proteoglycan biosynthetic process
Cellular component (GO): membrane
Molecular function (GO): sulfotransferase activity
Source: RefSeq, a predicted model, not a curated record
CACCAUCAGUCGGAUGCGAGUCGAAGACAGCCUAGAUGGCACCGUCCAUCAUUUACUCAAGAGUUUCUACAGCUGUGAAGUUGCUGUAACUUAACAAGAGGGUGGGAGCGUCACUAUCCUUUUCCAUGGCCGUGGGCUGAUAUGCGAAGCUAUGCGGCACCACUGGCUGCUCCUCGGGGCUUGCGGCUGGGUCUUGCUGAUCUUGAUCUUUGUUAGAAACCUGAUCAGCAUCAGAGCUGUAGAUGAUUAUGGGGAAAGACCUGGUCAGAGUUGGACAGUACCAGGCACCAAGGUGGUAAAACCCAUUCCUGCAUCCAACCCAGAAAAACAACUUCCAAAACCAACACAUCAGUCCUCAGUGGUCCCUACAGCGUCAGAUUGGCAGGCAGUUGCCGAGAAGCGAAUUGAGCUGCUGUCAGGCGUGUGUAAAAACAGCAGCCUCAGGAAUCUGACUCAUGUCUCCAUCAGCAAAUUCGUCCUCGACCGCAUCUUUGUCUGUGAUAAGCACAAGAUCCUGUUCUGUCAGACGCCUAAAGUGGGCAACACACAAUGGAAGAAGGUUCUCAUUGUGCUCAAUGGAGCUUUCUCUAAUGUGGAGGAGAUCCCUGAAAGCCUUGUCCAUGAUCAUGAGAAGAAUGGCCUACCUCGGCUCUCAUCACUCACUCCACAGGAAAUCACUCACAGAUUAAGCACCUACUUUAAAUUUUUCAUCGUGAGAGAUCCCUUUGAGCGACUGAUUUCUGCAUUCAAGGACAAGUUUGUGAAGAACCCUCGCUUUGAGCCCUGGUACAAGCACGACAUCGCUCCAGCAAUUAUCCGGAAAUACCGCAAGAGCCACCGCGACAGUGACUUUGCCGCCUCUGGUUUGCACUUUGAGGACUUUGUCCGCUACUUGGGUGACGUGGAAGGCCGCCGGCGUAUGGACCAGCAGUUUGGUGAGCACAUUAUCCACUGGAUAACUUAUGCAGAGUUGUGUGCACCUUGCGAAAUACACUACAGCCUGGUCGGUCACCACGAGACACUGGAACAGGAUGCUCCCCACAUCCUCAAAGCGGCAGGCAUUGAACAGUUGGUGUCUUAUCCUGACAUUCCUCCAGGCAUCACUCACUACAAUAGGACCAAGGUGGAGCGUUACUUCUCAGGCAUCAGCAAACGGGACAUCAAGCGCCUCUAUGCACGUUACCAGGGAGACUUCCAUCUGUUUGGUUACCCAAGCCCAGACUUCUUAUUGAACUAAAAUAAAUAACACCGAUUAAAACAAGUUUUCAUGAAAGAAAUACACCACGCUGUGGUGUAUUGUAGCUACCAGAGUGCCACAGAAUGGCAGAAGGGUACACUUUCUAUCAUAUAUUUAAUGUUAUUUCUGAAUUAUCCUCUGUAAUUAUUUACACUAAGAUGUAUUAUCUGUAACGCCAGGGAUGCAGGCCUAUAAUCCUGUUGUGUAGCUGUUAAAAUGCACUGUUUGGGUCAUUUCUGGAGGCUAUGAGUGAUGUUACAUGUUUCCUUUCUGUACAUCUUGCUAUAAGGUCAAAUGCAAGCAGAGAUUCUGCAUCAGGGACAAAGAAAGCAGGACAAGGAGACAUUAAAAAUGAACACUGGUAUUUUUUGUGGAAGUCUUUAAGAGAUGCAGUGCAGCAUUAACUUUUUACAUUUUUACCAUUAAUCUUUCCUUCAGAUGAGACAUAUUAAUGUUUCUUAAAACAGGAAGUUCUUAGAGAUAGCAGUAAAAGUAGUAAGAGUGUAGUUCUGUUUACUAAAACUGAAGAUGACUCCAUGUAUGUAGCUGUUAUCGCUACUGGAAUGUUGAUAGAAAUUGGCUUGAUUUUUCUAUGAAAAAAAGAUGUACUGUGUAGAUGUUCUUAACAUAAUUUGCAAUUCAACAUUUAUGUUGCUAUUUAUAAUAUUCAUAACUUGCUGACAGGUGGCCCAAACAGAGUCUGAACCUUAAGACGGCCUUCUUAACUGCAGCCACUCUUGGAUAGGUGGUUGUGUUAUCAUGAAGGUGUGUGUGCAGUGACUUAGUUUUGUUUCCCAAAAGGCCGUUUUGAAAGUUUUUAUGUUGUGCUUUCAUGAAUUGUUUGGAUUCUUCUGUCCAUUUAACAAGUUGUUUUUGCCAAAA